GAAAGUGAGUGGGGAGAUAGGAAGGAAACGAGAGAAAGCUUGGUAGUGAAGCUGCCACUACGCUCUGCAUCUUCUCACUGACACACACACAUGCACACACACACACACGGAUUCUCGCCUUCACUACUUUCUCCUUACAGCCAAGCUGAUUUCUCGACUCGCAUCUCCAUCUGCCUCACUCAACUCCUUCUCCCUCUAUGUCUCUAUCUUUCUCUCCAUCCUUCUUGUUCCUUCCUCUCGUUUCACACACCGUCUUGAAGUAGCAAAACGGAACCAGGAAAAGCUCCAGGACAGGUGUAAGAAAGCCGAAAGUGAAGGAGGAUGCAGUUUCUAAAGCACGGCCUGGUCUUUUUCUCCUCCAUCCAGAACUCUCUGCUCUGCCUUUCCCUAAUUGCCACCGCAGCGAGCACAGAUGUUCCAAAGAAGAGCCCAUUCUCAUGGAAAACAGGCAUGUGGGGUGAGUGCAAGGCUUCCGAGUGUGGUUCUGCAGGUCUGCAGGUUCGCUCUGUAUGGUGUGUUCACUCUGAAGGCUGGAGCACACACCAGUCCAACUGUCAGCUCUGGAAGCGCCCAGCUCUCCAGCGCACCUGUGUGAAGGUGUGUGAGUGGCAGCGGCAGCUGUUUGAAUGGCAAACAUCUGCAUGGGGUCCGUGUUCGCCAACUCCUCCCCUGGCUGCUGAGCAGUGUGUGACAGCACAGCGUGGCCUCCAGAAACGCACUGCGAUCUGUGUACUUCAUUUGAACAGCACCACUGUGAACUCCCAUAUGUGCGUAGCGUUUUCUCCGACACCAGAGCUGGAGAGGGCAUGUCUGCUGCCAUGUCCGCUCGACUGCGUCGUUUCGAGCUUCUCUCACUGGUCACCUUGCAGCCGUACCUGUGCUCCUACUCUACAGCACCGUACGCGGCAGGUGUUAGCCCCGCCUCUUUACGGAGGAGCUGCCUGUCCGAGCCUCACGCAAGUCCGUCCUUGUAGCCAAAACAUUCCCCAGUGUCCCUCUGACCAACAGAAACACAGCUACAGCUUGUGGGCAGGACCUUGGAGUCCUUGCAGACGCAAAGGCACGAUGCCCAGUGAAAGGACCACAGUUGACUUUAGUCAUAGUCUGAGUGGACACAUAGUGCUCAAAUCAUCACAUAACGUCAAGGAGCAUGCUGGAAAUAUCCUCUUUCAGCAUCAUCACCAUGAUCACCAUAGAAGCCUCAAAGCAGCAUGGGAUAUUGACAUCGGAUACCAAACACGGCAAGUCCGCUGUACGAGAAGUGACGGCAAGAACGCCAUGCUAAGUCUUUGUGACCAUGUGGGCACCAGCGUAAACUUUCGCUCUUGCGUGAUGCCUAGAGAUUGUGACGUUUCUUCUUGGUCAGCAUGGAGCCAGUGCUCUAAAACCUGUAGGACAACAGACCAAUCAGCAGGCUUUCGGAGCAGGAAGCGCAGCAUGAAGACAGUUCCUAUCGCUGGAGGAGAAGAAUGUCCUGCUUUAGAAGAAGUAGAGACUUGUAACACACUGGAAGAGUUACUUCCACUUUGUCCCAGGUAUGACUGGAAGCUGACGAACUGGGGUCCGUGUCAGGUGAGACCUCUUAUCAGUCAGCAGGAUCAUCGCCAUGGAAACAGCAGUUUCCUAUGUGGAGGUGGGAUCCAGACCCGGGAGGCUUACUGUGUUAGGAUAUUUGCCAACACAACAAAACCUCACAUGUCCAGACCUGUUGGUCAGAACUUAUGCUCCAGUCCUCCUCCAUCACUGAUCCAGUUUUGUUCCAUCCCCUGUUCUAAACCUUGCCAUCUCUCUGCUUGGUCACCUUGGGGACCUUGUAUCCAUGACAACGGUGUAGAGCAUCCUGGAACAAAAGGUUUCAUGUUCAGGAUGCGUUUUAUCGUUGAGGAGCCCUGGGGUGAAUCCGAGAGCUGCCCUCAUGUUAGUGAAGCGAUGACCUGUGAUCACCCCAUAAGCUUCCAGUGGCGUGUGAUAUCACAAGGACCCUGCAUGCCUCAGGCUGGCGCGUGUGGCCGCGGGGCCCAAGAGCAGGCAGUGGAGUGUGUUACCGUGACAGGAGACGUCAUUCCCACUGAGCGCUGUCCAGGGGAUCCUCCUCCGCUCUGGAAGCCGUGCGAGAUGCCGUGUCCUGAUGAUUGCGUGCUGGGAGAGUGGAGCUCCUGGUCCUCCUGCUCCCACUGCUGUUCCAGCAAACAAAUACAGGGCAAACAAACCCGUUCCCGUGUCAUUCUCGCACCUUCAGGAGAGCAGGGAAAGGGAUGCUUGCCUGCACCUAUCCUAGACCAGUGGAGAGUCUGUGGCACUCAGGCAUACACAGUGUACCACUGGGAAACUUCCCAAUGGGGCCCCUGCACUCCAGACUCUGGCACAGACAAGAACAGCACAGAGCAGGAAGAGGUGGAGGAAAGGGCGUGCGGCACCGGGAUACAGACUCGCCACGUGUCCUGCAGGAGAGUCGACAGCGGAGAGGCAGAGCCUAACAGCUGUCCUGAGUCAACCCGUCCAGAACAGAAGCGUUCCUGUAUUCUUCCAUGCAAAGUGGACUGCAUCGUUACACCUUUCAGUGAAUGGAGCCCGUGUCCAGCUUCCUGCUCACCAAAUCUUCUUUUCUCAGUGAACAGCAGUAUUAGCACCCAGUCCCGACAUCGUAUAAUCAUUCAGAGGCCAGCCAGCGGGGGUCAGGAAUGUCCAGCUACACUCUUUGAGGAGAGAGAAUGUGAUCCACAACCUCUGUGUCCAACAUACAGGUGGCAGACACACCGCUGGAAUCAAUGCAUUUUGGUCCCUGAUUCAGUGAGACAGGCGGUUGGUAGUCAUAGUGAAACCUGUGGGCUCGGCCUGCAGACCAGAGCAGUGACAUGUGUAGGGAUGGACGAUUCUCCAGCAGACAUGGUAGAAUGCGUGCGCUGGGCAGGGGCCAUGCCCAAUGCAGUGCAGCAGUGCAAGGUGGCAUGCAAAGACGACUGCAUCUUCAGCUCCUGGAGCAAAUUCUCCUCGUGCCAGGGCUGUGGAGACUCACGCACUCGCACUCGCUCACUCAUAGGCCGCAGUAAGAAAUGGUGGCGCUGCCAGCAGGAGGCGCUAGUGGAGAGAGAAGCGUGUCCCUGCUCUAAGUAUCACACUCAAGCCCAUGGACCAUGGUCUCCAUGUCUGCUCCAUGAGCUUCACCAACCUGUUGGAUAUCCUUUUAUUAAGAGGUGCUCCCAUCUGGUCCAGAGAAUCACCCAAGCCUGGCGAAUGCACGGAGAGGGAAAGGAGUGUGGACAAGGGUGGCGCUAUAGAGCCCUGGCGUGUCUGGACCAUCAUGAGCGUUUGGUUAAUCCUGCUCUUUGCAACAGCAGUGGUGUUGAAGAGGAAGCGUGCACGGUGCCGUGUUCUCUCGACUGCAGGCUAAGUGACUGGUCCACCUGGUCAUCGUGCAGCGCCCCAUGUGGUGGUGGAGUGAAAGUGCGUGCUCGGUGGUUAAGAGAGAAGCCUUUUAACGGAGGACGUCCCUGUCCGAAACUAAACGUCAAAAAUCAGGUGUCUGAGGUAGUGCCUUGUUACUCUGAAUGCAAUCAGUACAGUUGGGAAGUUGAGCCGUGGUCCAUGUGUGUCAUCAACCCACCUAGUGCUAUCGGCAUCACAAGACAAACCCAGCCAUCAUGUGGAGAAGGUGUCCAGACCCGGAAAAUCAGGUGUGUGAGGAAGGAAGAGGACAGGCGCAUCAGCGUGAAUGACUCUUUGUGUGGUCAGGAUGAUCAGCCAAUCACAGCUCAAGCCUGCUACCUGCCUUGCCCUGGCCAGUGCGUCAUAUCAGAAUGGAGCCUGUGGUCUGAAUGUCCUAUGGGCUGUAAUGAGAAGGAAUUAAGAUGGAGGAGUAAAAGAGUACUGAGGAUGCCAGGGAGAGGACACACCUGUCCUGAGCUGAAUCAGACACAGUCCUGUACCAACAAUACCUGUCUCUCAUACUCUUACGCUUAUUCAGACUGGAGCAGUUGCCGUCUCAGUGACAACGCAGUAUGUGGCCAAGGCACAAAGACGCGUCUGCUGAACUGCAUGGAUAGUACCGGAAAGCUUGUAGAACUCAGCAUGUGCAAAGAGUGGGGUCCUUCACGAGGGAAGCUGUCUGCUCCAUGUGAAGUGAGCUGUCCUGUUGACUGCCUGCUCUCUGAUUGGUCGCUCUGGUCCGAGUGUUCACACACCUGUGGAGCACAAAGUCAGAUGACACGUUCCAGAUUAGUUCUACAUCAGGCAGGAGAAGGUGGAAGGCCCUGUCCUUCUCAGCUCUCUCAAACAAAACCGUGUCCCAUUCGGCCCUGUUACAGCUGGAUGCUGGGAGACUGGAACUCCUGCAGAGUGGAGGGUGCGGAGUGUGGUGAUGGGGUGAAAGAGAGGAACGUGUCCUGUGUGGUGCACUGGGGUUCUCUUUCCGGGCCUCCUUAUCCCAAAGCUGUGCAGGAGGAGCACUGUGUGGAGAACGGAUUAAACAAAGCCAUGACGACAGAGCUUCAUCAGCCCUGCUCUAUCCCCUGUCCAGGAGACUGUCAUCUGACCAGCUGGUCACCCUGGAGUGUGUGCCAGCUGCUUUGUCUGGAUGGACGGAGCUUUGAGAUGUUGGGGCAUCAGGCUCGAUCCAGAGCAGUGAUUGUCCAGGUGCCAGAGAACAAGGCCUCCUGUCCGAGUCAAGUCUACGAAACACGACCGUGCCAACGAGGAACCUGCCUCAGUUAUGAAUGGGUCACAGGCGACUGGAAAGAAAAUCAGAGAGCAGUGUGGUGUCAGCGCUCUGACGGGGUUAAUGUCACUGGAGGGUGUUUUCUCCAGACUAAACCCUCUACUGUGCAUCAGUGCAGUCCAGCAUGUAACAAGCCCUUCUCCUUCUGUACACAGAGUGGUAUGUGUGGCUGUGAGAAGGGCUUCACCGAGGUCAUGACUUCUAAUGGUUUCCUGGAUUACUGUACGAAAACCCCAGGGUCGGACUAUAAGAAUUCGAACGCAAAGAGAAGCGGCGGCCGUCUGAGGCGUCUACACGAGCAGAAUGAGAACAGAGCCUGGACUCUGCAGCCACUCGGACCUGAUGGACGGGUCAGGCUGUGGGUGUACGGGCUAAUGGCAGGUGGAUUCAUCAUGAUCUUACUCAUCAUCGCAAUGUCCUUUCUACUGUGCAAAAACCCUAAAGAUCACCUGAACUCCAACAGGACACCGAGGGCCUUAGCACUGGCCUACGACGGAGACACAGACAUGUGACUAUUCUGCCGAUCGGACUACAACACCAACUUAUGCAACUCAGAGACCUCCUGAGAAAAACCAAGGUCAUUCCAGCUGCAAGAACCAUGCUGUUUCAAACCAAGCCCUGUGCCUCUACAUGUAGUGUGUUUUUGUGGUUUGAUUUUUACAGAACAAAUGUACUGUAAAUGUACAAUGGGCUAAAAAAAAAGACAAAAAAAAAACAGCUGGAGAGAAAAAUUAUCACAAAAAGAAAAGUGAGUUGAAAAUGGAUUAUGUUUAUUAUUUUUAUUUAUUUUUUGUCAAAGCAGACAGACUCCCUUUACGCACUAUGUUAGUGCAAUAAGUUACAGAAUACGUUUUGUUGUCUAUAUUGUAAAAUUUCACGUCCGUGUUGUUUUUAUGAUGCUCGAUUCUCACUCUUCUUGGAUUGCGGAUUCUCACCGCAUUUAAUUGCGAUUGUGUGUGGCUAAAUUCAUUCAGAGGAUCAGCAACGGUUCUAUAUCUAUUUUGUGAUAUGUCUGUCAUAACAGCAUCUUGAAUGGUUUGUAAAGAAAUUCAAAUCUUCUGAGAACAGAGAAUCGCACAAUUUGGACAUAACCCACGGUGAUGGAUGCUAUAGUGAAUUGCCUAGAAUGUGGGGGUAGAUAUUUAAUCCACAGAGUGACACAAAUGUGGGCCAGUUAACGUGACCCAAACCCAGCUGCAUCUUCUGCUAAUUCAUUUUAGCCAUUUAAUCUGUCAGAUUCUCUUUUGUCUGCUCUGAAAUUAAGUGAAAUCGUCACUGACAUCUGCGCAAGCUGCCCCGCUACUGAGCUCUUCUGUCAUUUUCUAUUAGCCCCAACCAGCUGAACUGGAUCAAACUCAAGCAGAGAUCAAGCUGAAGACAAGCAGAAUUUCUAGAGUUAGUUGAAUUAUUAUGGCUAGAUGUGUGCUGGACUGACUACCAGAAGCAGGCUGCACAGGCAUAGAAGUUUCAGUAGGUGGUAAUAUAAUGCAAACUAAAAAACCAACAGAAAUCAAGUGCACAGGAAAUCUUCAAAUGUCAUCACAUCUGAUCCAGGUCCAAGAAAUGGGAUCCGGAUCCUUGAAGGUCAGUGUACGCAGAGAAAAUACAUUCUAGUGGUCUACUUUUACUGCAACAAAGCAGUCCAGUUUUUAAGUCUGUAAAAAUCUUCUGAACAAUAAACUGAGCGACCUGAUAAAAAAUACGGCUUCGGCCCUCAUCUGUAUUUUGCACACAGUUCACACGUGGCAUCAACAGAGUGAAAUAACGUGAAGCAGAGGCCUGAAUCAACUCCACUCCUAAGGUAGUUUGAUUCUCCAGCACUAUUGGAGGUCUGCGAUAAGCCUCGUCCACGUACAGAUAUGAAAUUGGGUACAUUGAUUUAUGAGUUCAAGUUAAAAAGAGCCUAUUAUGCUCCAAACAGAUAAUACUGAAGGCUAUUUAGACAUUGAAUCAUUUUAUCUCUAAAUGAGUUCACCACAAGAUUAAUAAUUCACUUAUUUCCAAAAUACUCGCACUAAUCUUUCACACAUCCUGCAGUGUCAUCAAGUACAAGAACGCACACGUUUCUUUUUAGCGCCUGUCUGCGGUACCAGGUGUAAAAAGCUACACUCCGGGAUAGAUAGAUAGAUAGACAGUCAACAGCCCCAAGCAUUUAACCAUCCAGAGAUUCGCCCCAUCUUCGAGAGUUGCCUUUCUCCUUCACCUGUCCUAUCUUCGAGGACACCGCACUCCUCCUUUCUUCUCCAUUCCUCUAUCUCUCCACUCUCCUCUGUCUGCGCUGUAUUUGAGAGGAAGCACUUUCUUGCUCAGUGUGUGUCUUAUCAGAUGAGAUAAGACUGUGAGCUUGGGUCCUAAUAGCGUCCUGGCCCAGCGAGAUUCUUCUCACGUGUGCGCUGAACAAACAAACACAUCAUCCAGCCGCAGGACCAUACAUCAUUCCCGUACAGCAUGCCGCACCUUACCACAAAACUAGCUCUUUCAUCAAACCCAGGGUUUACUCACUUGAGGACAACAUUGCAACACUCCAGGGAAAUCUACUUCAAGUAGCAUUUUCCCAGCAGACAAGAACUCACAAUACAUAUACAGACACAUAUAUAACAAUCUUUCAACAAAUGUCCAUAUUUGAAAUUCUGUUGAAAUACUUAUCACCUCUUUUGAUUGGUCAGUGACUUUUGAUUGCUCUUUGACAAAUCUGAGGUAGUAUUUGUCUUAUUCCUUGCCGUUCUAGAUGUUACACAAUCAUGAAGAAGCACGGUCUAUUUUACAACAUAAGAAAUCAGUCCCAGAAAUUUUUUUUUUUUGCCAAUUGUUUUGGCCAAAAAUGUUUGAUGGAUAAACUACUUGAAUUUGCAAAUUGCAAUCACAGGAUUCUUCUUUUAAACCAGCAAAGACACAUAUGUAAUGAUAUUCUAGGAUAGCUGUACUCUUGUUCGAGGGAUUGCAUAUGCAAGGGAUUGAAUGAAUGAAUGUUGUGAUGAUGUCACACAUGUCCUAAACCAGAUCUGUGGAAAAUCUGCAGUCAUUUAUAAAAGUUCCUCUGAAUAUCAUGGAGUUUGCAUUCAUUUUUUUUUGUGAGGAAAUCCUGGAGGGACUGUUGAGCGGAAACUGCAACAAGCUCAUCAGGACAGGAAUCAUGCUGGCACUGUGAACAGUGGAUAUUAAUAAAAGGGUUGCCAGAGUUUCAGAUUCUACUCCAUAUUAAGCAAUUUCAAAAAAAUAAUAAUAAUAAUAAAUUCUCU
This is a messenger RNA of Hemibagrus wyckioides, 7953 nucleotides long. RefSeq names its product thrombospondin, type I, domain containing 7Bb (gene thsd7bb). The record is from RefSeq and is a predicted model, not a curated record. Gene Ontology annotation, cellular component: plasma membrane. Gene Ontology annotation, biological process: actin cytoskeleton organization. NCBI's taxonomy places the organism in Eukaryota, Metazoa, Chordata, Actinopteri, Siluriformes, Bagridae. The coding region runs from base 322 to 5226 and encodes 1634 amino acids. The transcript is spliced from 28 exons.